Molecule: messenger RNA, 872 nt
Organism: Salvia hispanica
Lineage: Eukaryota; Viridiplantae; Streptophyta; Magnoliopsida; Lamiales; Lamiaceae
Source: RefSeq, a predicted model, not a curated record
AGGCCAAAGCCAAGUCCAAGAUUCUCCCAAACAAACAACCAUGAAUCUCUUACACAAUCUCUUCAUAAUCCUCCUCUGUCUCCACAUCCUCUCAGCAGAAUCUCAAGAUCCUGCUGCUAGCUCAUGCAAUGACAACACCAAAGCCAACACCACAACAUCAAGAAACAUUGACACCUUACUCCCAAAGCUAGUCUCAGGCACCAUCCAGAACGGCUUCAUUGCCACCUCCUCCGGCGGGGUCCACGGCCUCGCCCAAUGCAGAGGCGACGUCAGCAGCAGCGACUGCGCCUCCUGCAUCCAAUCCGCGGCAAAAGAGAUCAGAUCCCUCUGCCCCACCCAAUCCGAUGCAAGGAUAUGGUAUGACUACUGCUUCCUUCGAUACAGCACUGAUAGAUUCUUCGGUGAGGUUGAUGUCUCGGGCGUCUACCUGAUCAACACGCAGAACGUGACUGAUCCCGAGGCCUUCAACAAGAAGCUGGCCUCGCUGAUGGAUGACAUCACCAAGGAGGCGGUGAGGUCCUCGAGCAGGGGACUAGGCAGGGGGAAGAGGGACGUCUCGGAUUUCGUUAGGCUUUACGCGUUGGUGCAGUGUGUGAGGGAUCUCUCUGAGAUCAACUGUGCUCAGUGUUUGGCCAUUGCUGUCAGCAACUUCCCUACUGUCUGUGGGGAUAGGAGAGGCUGCCGCGUGCUCUACAGCAGCUGCUACGUUCGAUACGAGCUCUAUCCCUUCUUCUUCCCUCUCGAUUCGCAGGAGUCGUUGGAUUCUAGACUUGGGGAGAAGUAUGAGAGAGUUAUAUCUCAUGUCAAGAAUUGAUGUAUGGUGCUUUGAAGUUUGCAUUAAUAAGACUUUGUGACAUGUUUUUGUAGUACUA